Anthonomus grandis grandis is the source of this 1824-nucleotide messenger RNA. Its product is annotated as alkaline phosphatase, tissue-nonspecific isozyme-like. Bases 139 to 1728 code for a protein of 529 amino acids. Gene Ontology annotation, biological process: dephosphorylation. The record is from RefSeq and is a predicted model, not a curated record. NCBI's taxonomy places the organism in Eukaryota, Metazoa, Arthropoda, Insecta, Coleoptera, Curculionidae. Gene Ontology annotation, molecular function: alkaline phosphatase activity. The transcript has 8 exons.
UAUUAUUGCUGACCUUCAAAUAUCGUACGGUCGACAACCGUUUUUAACAUUAAACAUUUAAUUCGAUUAAAUGAAAUUUUAAUCGUGACGCGGCACAAAUUAGUAACCCUCUUAUUAAAUGUUUAUUUUAAGAGAAAAAUGUGUAAACCGUUCAAUGUUUUACUGUUUGUGUUGUUUGUGGGCCGGUGCGUUUGCUUAAUUGAAGAUCAAGCUUAUUGGAGACAACUGGGCAAAGAAGAACUAUCGAAAGCCCUUAAAAAAAGGAAAAUCUCCAACCAGGCUCAAAACCUUAUCCUGUUCGUCGGUGACGGUAUGGGCCUAACCACAUCCACCGUCGCCAGGAUAUACGGCAAAGGCGAGUCCGGCCGUUUAGCCUGGGAAACGUUUGACAACCUGGGUGUCUUAAAAAUUUAUUCGGCAAACAAGUUGGUGCCGGACUCGUGUAGCACCGCCACCGCCAUGUUCACCGGCAUAAAAGCGAACCACAAAACCGCCGGCGUAGAUUCGACGGUGGCCGUGGACGAUUGCGCCGCCUCCCGUAAGAAACCCGCGCAAGUGGAGAGUUUUAUUAAUUGGGCCCAAACGGCCGGAAAAGCCACAGGUUUCGUCACCACCACCAGGGUAACACAUGCCACGCCCAGCGCCCUCUACGCGCACACGCCUAACCGAAGCUGGGAAUGCGAAGCGAAUAUACCACAGGACGCAGCUGAUUGUGACGAUAUUGCUUGGCAGCUGGUUAACAACAGCCCCGGAAGAAACAUUGAUGUUAUCAUGGGUGGUGGUAGGCAGUGCCUACAAGCCAACGUGGAAGGAUCUCCGGAGGAUCCUGUGGACACCUGGUCCUGCUACAGUAAACAACAAGGCAGAGAUCUAAUUAACGACUGGAAGACCGACAAAGAGAUCCGCCAAUCGAGUUACCAAGUGCUUCAGAAUAAUCUGGACUUGCAAAACAUGAACGAAUCGGCCGAGUUUACCUUGGGCAUAUUUGCCAACGGCCAUUUGAAGCUCGAACAUGAACGGGAUAAGGGUCCAGAAGGCAUGCCCUCGCUGGCCGACAUGACCGCAGCGGCAAUCCGAUUGCUGAGCAAAAAAAACCCUAACGGAUACGUUUUGAUGGUUGAAGGGGGCAACAUCGAUCAAACCCACCAUAGAGGCCACGCCAGGAAAGCUCUGGACGAAACGGUGGCCCUUAGUGAUGCAGUUGACGUAGCUCUCAAUAUGACUGAUGUGACUAAUACUUUAAUUAUUGUCACUAGUGAUCAUUCACACUCGAUGGUAUUCACCGGGUAUCCUGAUAGGAGUCAAGGAGUGCUUGGUGUCUCAAACUCUAAAAUGGAUAAUGUCCCGUAUACCAAUUUAUUAUAUGGUACUGGUGGGCCUAAUAAUUAUCAGUUUGUUGUUGAGGAGAAUAAAGUGAAACGGCCAGAUCCUACCGCUGAAAAUAUAACGGAUUUCGAAUAUUCACAGCAGUCUGUCGUGUUGAACGACGAAGUUACCCAUAGUGGGACCGAUGUGCUAGUUUAUGCUAGAGGUCCGAUGGCCCAUCUAUUUAAUAGCGUCCACGAGCAAAGCUAUGUGGCUUACGCCAUCAGCUACGCGAUGCAAAUUGGAAUUUUCGAGGGUUUAGAUCCAUUUGAUGACGAGGAUUCCGGAUCGUCACAUAUUUAUGGAAUGUCCCUUAGUUUUUUGAUUAUGCUCCCCUUUAUCGGGGUCUUUCGUGUAAUUUAAUGGUUCAGUCGUUCCUAUGUUAAUCUGAAUAGUAUUGUGAGCUCAUGUACUUCUAAAUUAAAGUUGCUCUUUUAAAUAAAAUUAUUUAUUAUUGAA